AUGGGUAGUGUUAAUCUUCCUCCUGGUUUUCGAUUUUAUCCAAGUGACGAAGAGCUUGUAGUACAUUUUCUUCAUCGUAAAGCAGCUCUUUUACCUUGCCACCCAGAUGUCAUCCCGGAUCUUGAUCUUUUUCCUUAUGAUCCAUGGCAACUCGAUGGAAAAGCGUUGUCGGAGGGUAAGCAAUGGUACUACUAUAGCAGAAAGACACAAAACAGGAUUACCGAUAAUGGAUACUGGAAGCCGAUGGCCGGCCGAGUUGAAGAACCUGUGCUUACAAGUGACGACAACGAAAUAGUUGGAAUGAAGAAAUAUUUUCUGUUUUAUACAGCUGAAGGCAUCAAAACUAAUUGGGUAAUGGAAGAGUACCGACUCUCAGAACAAUGCACUUCUGCCUCUACUAGAUCCUCCAAAACAAGAGGCCGUCCGAAACAACGAGAUUGUGAUGAGGAAGAUAGUGGACCGGAACUCUCAUGCCUAGAUGAAGUUUUCUUAUCAUUGGACGAUCUCGAUGAAAUAAGUAAAGAAGAUUUGCUUUUAAUGUUGAGCAAAGGCAAAUCUAAAGUGGAAGGAAUAAGUGGAAUUCUAAAAGUUUGUGAGAAAUUUGUAAGAAAUUCGAUGGAGGAUUCUAAGGCUAUGGAAGGAGGCCUUGAGGGAGAUUUCAGCAUCAAACCUAAAGCAGAAGAGAAUCUCGAUCCUGCCGACUUCGUUGCCACAUCUGAUAAGGAAGACUGGAAAACUAGCAGCUCAAGCUCUUAG
This is a messenger RNA of Dovyalis caffra, 756 nucleotides long. Lineage: Eukaryota; Viridiplantae; Streptophyta; Magnoliopsida; Malpighiales; Salicaceae. The record is from the annotation of a GenBank genome assembly.